Messenger RNA from Eleginops maclovinus (Patagonian blennie), 1203 nucleotides. It is a transcript of the gene cdk1, whose product is annotated as cyclin dependent kinase 1. The transcript has 8 exons. Gene Ontology annotation, molecular function: ATP binding; cyclin-dependent protein serine/threonine kinase activity. Gene Ontology annotation, biological process: mitotic G2 DNA damage checkpoint signaling; G2/M transition of mitotic cell cycle; protein phosphorylation. The coding region runs from base 133 to 1044 and encodes 303 amino acids. Gene Ontology annotation, cellular component: nucleus. The record is from RefSeq and is a predicted model, not a curated record. Lineage: Eukaryota; Metazoa; Chordata; Actinopteri; Perciformes; Eleginopidae.
CCAUCGAGUGUAGCUCAUUGGUCUGUUUUGAACCGCUGUUUUCCUGCAAGCAAUUCAAAAGAGUCUGUCAGCAUCCAGCAACAGUCUGUGUGAAGAGUACAUACCUCACCAAACGACGCGAAGUCAGGCAUAAUGGAAGACUACUUGAAGAUAGAGAAAAUCGGAGAAGGUACCUAUGGGGUGGUGUAUAAGGGCAGACACAAAGCCACCGGGCAGGUUGUGGCGAUGAAGAAGAUCCGCCUGGAGAGUGAGGAGGAGGGGGUUCCAAGCACCGCUGUCAGAGAGGUCUCUCUGCUGCAGGAGCUCAAGCAUCCCAACGUAGUACGACUCCUGGAUGUUCUGAUGCAGGAGUCUCGUCUCUACCUCAUCUUUGAGUUCCUGUCCAUGGACCUGAAGAAAUACCUGGACUCUAUCCCCUUGGGCCAGUACAUGGAGCCUAUGCUGGUCAAGAGCUACCUUUACCAGAUCUUGGAGGGCAUUUACUUCUGUCACUGUCGCCGUGUCCUCCACCGGGACCUGAAACCCCAGAACCUUCUGAUAGACAACAAGGGCGUUAUCAAGCUGGCCGACUUUGGCCUGGCUCGGGCCUUUGGUGUUCCUGUCCGGGUCUACACCCAUGAGGUCGUAACUCUUUGGUACCGGGCUCCCGAGGUCCUCCUGGGUUCCCCCCGAUAUUCAACCCCUGUGGAUGUUUGGAGCACUGGGACCAUCUUUUCUGAGCUGGCCACUAAGAAGCCUCUGUUCCAUGGAGAUUCUGAGAUAGACCAGCUCUUUAAGAUCUUCAGGGCUCUGGGAACCCCCAACAACGAUGUUUGGCCAGAUGUAGAGAGCCUACCUGACUUCAAAAACACCUUCCCUAAAUGGAAGUCUGGCAACCUGCCAUCACUGGUGAAGAACCUGGAUAAGAAUGGCAUGGACCUUCUGGCGAAAAUGUUGACCUACAACCCUCCCAAGAGGAUUUCGGCCCGUGAGGCCAUGACUCACCCAUACUUUGACGACUUGGACAAAUCCACCCUGCCGGCUGCCAGCAUCAACAAAAUCUGAAAUGGACUGACCUACUGCAGACACAUUCAUACCCAUUGUGAAUUCCCAUUCUGUAAAUACUUAUGUGUGUUAAACUCGUUGUAGACCUUUUUAGUUAAGUUUUGUCUUUCAACAAUGUCUUUUCAAUAAAACUGCACUUUCUGUGACUCCAAACUUUUA